AUGUCUAUUGCCAACACCAGCACCUUCAUCCCAGCACAAUCACCCAACAACAUCCAGAUGGUCAUCACCACUGAAAAUGCCAAGUGGAUGGUUGAGGAGGCUGCCAGGGUUACACCUCCUUCAAAUGUUGAACCUGUGCAUGGACCUGCUAGAGGUCUGGCAAUCUCUAUUACUCCACCAUCACCAGCAGUCAGAUCAGCACCUGGACAGGAAGAUGCAGCAAUAUAUUCUAUAUUGUCAAAAUGUGAUCUCCAGGAAGAAGUAGCUACCCCUGCUGGUAGUUGUUACUGUAUGAUUCAGAUACUGGAAAACCAAUCUGGUAUGGUGAUGUGUACCAAGGCUGUGGUGUUACAAGCACUAAGGGCCAAUGGAGUCAUGGUUCACCUAGAUGAUUGA
Messenger RNA from Pisolithus orientalis, 396 nucleotides. RefSeq lists its product as uncharacterized. The record is from RefSeq and is a predicted model, not a curated record. The transcript is spliced from 2 exons. NCBI's taxonomy places the organism in Eukaryota, Fungi, Basidiomycota, Agaricomycetes, Boletales, Pisolithaceae. The coding region runs from base 1 to 396 and encodes 131 amino acids.